Molecule: messenger RNA, 1075 nt
Organism: Nicotiana tabacum (common tobacco)
Lineage: Eukaryota; Viridiplantae; Streptophyta; Magnoliopsida; Solanales; Solanaceae
Source: RefSeq, a predicted model, not a curated record
AGCACCUAAGCAGGUACAGAAUGAAGAGAAGGGUGACAUGAGGGAAAUAUCAUUGCCGGUGGAAGAUAAAGAGAAUGAUAAUAAAACUUUUGCGACCCUUGAAGAAUUAAAAAGUGGAAGAUUGCCCCCAGAAGAGAUUCUGUCGCUUCCUAUGUUUAAGAAUUAUUGUGCUGGUAAUCCUUCUCCUAUCUUGUACUUGAAGAACUUAGCAAAAGAAGUGAUUGUUGAUGAUUUUUACUUCAUAUUUGGAUCUUUAUUUGGAAGCAUCGAUGAAGCUAAAUCCAGACUGGCAGUGAAGCUAAUGCAGGAAGGGAGAAUGCGUGGACAAGCUUUUGUUACAUUUCCCUCUGUUGAACUUGCUCAAGAUGCUUUAAAUCUGGUGAAUGGGUAUGUUUUUAAAGGCAAACCUAUCGUCAUUCAGUUCGGUCGUGAUCCUGCUAAAGCAAAAACAAGCUAGAGAGAAUAGUUGCAACAAGGGUAAUUUAAGCCCUCAGCUCAACAUUCUAAGUCAGUACGGUGAGAUAAUCUUUUGGACAGUGACUUCGGUAAAGCUGUGCUGAUAGAGUUUCUUGUAUCUUUUACUUUUGGCUGUAAUUGCUGCAAACGUCAUUUUGGUUACUAGAUAGCUUGUGCCCAGGUAACAUUAAAGGAGGCGGUCAAGCUAAUGAAGAUGCUGCUGAGGGAAGCAAGGAAAGUAGGGAUUCCUUCCAGGACCGGAGAAGGUCAAAAUAUGGGCAGGCUGUCAGGUUUUACCUACACAGUGGUUUCACAAGAUUUGUAUCUGGAGCCAAAAACACACAGAAGUUAUUGUGAUCAGUACAUUGAAGCACAAUUGAUAUGCUGGAGCUCAAUGAUUGGUUGUUAAUUCUUUGUUGUUUAUAGUUUAUGAGAACAGUGUUGUUUCAGUGGUGAGUCGGUGAAACAGGUGCGAGGACUUAUUUAACUAGUGAUGGCUUUGGAUAGAAUUCUUGUAUUGAUGACAAUAGGUAUUUGAUGCAAAUGAUAUUGAAUGCAAAUUUCGACUCUCAGAAUCUGCAGUAGCAUGUUAACUACGAGCUCAUUUCACUAUGCAGAA